Messenger RNA from Camelina sativa (false flax), 702 nucleotides. Its product is annotated as thioredoxin H2. The record is from RefSeq and is a predicted model, not a curated record. NCBI's taxonomy places the organism in Eukaryota, Viridiplantae, Streptophyta, Magnoliopsida, Brassicales, Brassicaceae. Gene Ontology annotation, molecular function: protein-disulfide reductase activity.
AUGUAAAACAACGACACGAUCCUUGGACCAAAGAAAGGAGCGUCGUUGUUAAGCAGAGAAGAGAGAAGAGAGAAGAGAGAAGAGAAUGGGAGGAGUUCUAUCAUCUGUGUUUGGAAGUGGAGAAGAUGCAGUUGCUACAGGGACUGAAUCUGAGCCAAGUCGCCUCUUCAAGUUUAGCUCUUCAGCUCGGUGGCAGCUUCAUUACAACGAGAUCAAAGAAUCAAACAAACUGCUGGUGGUUGAUUUCUCGGCUUCGUGGUGUGGACCAUGUAGAAUGAUUGAGCCUACGAUUCAUGCCAUGGCUGAUAAGUUUACUGAUGUUGAUUUCGUCAAGUUAGAUGUCGAUGAACUUCCUGAUGUGGCUAAAGAGUUUAAUGUGACGGCAAUGCCAACCUUUGUGCUGGUGAAAAGUGGUAAAGAGAUUGAAAGGAUCAUUGGAGCCAAAAAGGAAGAACUUGAGAGGAAAGUUAGCAAACUCAGGGCAUAGUGACCAUUAUUAACACCGACCUUCACCAAUAACCCCAUUAUUUGUAAACUCAAUAAUAAAUGGUAUGUUGUGGGGGUGGGGGGGAGGGAGUUGUUCUAUACUUUCCGCUUAAUGUAAAACUUUUUGUGUGAUGCCGUGAUUGAUUAAGAUGGUCUGUUGAUUUGCUUAGACUCUCUCUUCUUCUUUAGCAUGGUUUAUGAUGCAAACUUCCGAAA